AUGGUGAAAUCACAUGGAACACAAAAAGUCAAUAAAGGAGAUACAGAUUUUUCAGAGAAGGAAAAGUCCACAGCAAAGGCCCUGGAAGACGUAAAGGCAAACUUUUACUGUGAAUUAUGUGACAAGCAGUAUCACAAACACCAGGAGUUUGACAAUCAUAUUAAUUCUUAUGAUCAUGCUCAUAAGCAGAGACUGAAAGAACUAAAGCAGCGGGAAUUUGCUCGAAAUGUGGCUUCCAAGUCAUGGAAAGAUGAGAAGAAACAAGAAAAAGCACUUAAACGACUUCAUCAGCUGGCUGAGUUAAGGCAGCAGUCUGAAUGUGUUUCUGGAAGUGGACCAGCAUUCAAAGCCCCCAGGAUGGCCAUAGAAAAGCAACUCCAGCAGGGAAUUUUCCCAGUUAAGAAUGGGAGAAAAGUAUCAUGCAUGAAGAGUACACUUCUCCUAAAGGGAAAGAAUCUCCCCAGAAGUACCUCUGAUAAACAGCGGUUUCCCAUACCAAGUCGACACCAAUUACAACCGGACAGACUUUGUUUGUUUGGAAAUCGGAUACCACAGACAUCAUCAGAUCUCAGCAAUACAAAUCACAGGACAGGAGUAUCAUUUUCUUUUUCAAAAAAAGUGCAUCUAAAAUUAGAAUCUUCCGCAUCAGUUUUCAGUGAGAACACAGAAGAAAGCCAUGAUAGUAACAAGUCACCCACCACUAAACCAAAACAAACAGUGGAGAAAUGCAAGUGCUUUAGGCUUGCAAAAGAGGAUACACACCCCUCUAAAGAAAAAGAAGCACACAUCUCACCAAGCCAUCUGGAGAGUGUUUUACACAACACCUUCUCCCUGAGCUCUAAAAUUUUGCAAGAGAAAAAUGACUCCAUUGAUGAGACAAUAGAAAAUUCAAUUGGCAUUCAGGCUUCUUUCUCUAAAUCUAACUUCAGUCUUUCAGAUGUAGAUUUUCCUCCUUCCAGUAAAGAGAAAGGAACUAGAAAUACAUUGAAGAAUACUUCUGGAAACUGCAUUAAUUACCCCUGCCAAGCACAUGCUUCCUCCAACCCACCAAACAUGUACAAGCACAGUGAUGCCAAGGUAUUCAAAUGUCUGGAUAAGUUUUCAUCACCAGAGUCAAGUGAACAAAAGAGUACACUGUGUUUGAAUCCCAAUUCCAGAAUGCAGAACCUAGACAAAUCUUCAGAAGAAACAGAAAGAGUUAGCAAAGAUAUGCAAAGACUUCUGAAAGAGGGGUAUCCCCAUGAUAUGACAUCCAAACCACUGCCUUUUCUCCAUGUGCAAAGCAAAGAUGGCCACACCACUCUCCAGUGGCCUGUGGAACUUCUGCUCUUUACAAAAACAGAGCCCUGUAUCUCUUACGGUUGCAACCCAUUAUAUUUUGAUUUUAAACUCUCUCGGAACAUGAAAGAUGGCCAUAAUCCAGAGGAUUUAAAAACAAAACUGGGCAAGGAGUCCUUGGAAAUGAAGACAAAAAUAGAGAGCCACGUCUCAGGUUUAAUCAAAGACCAACAAAAAUUGAUCCUAGAAGAGAAUCAGUCUCUGAAACCAAAGAUGAUGAGAGCUAAUCCAGAUUGGGAAAAUUUCCAGAGAAAAUAUAAUUUGGGCUAUGAUGAUUCUGAGCCAAAUAACAGUGAUCAUAAUCUUAGUGCAAGUAAUUUGAAAUUGAAAAGUCCUGAAGUGCCUGCUUACCUGGAUACACCUCUAAAGGACUGUGUAGGAAACAACAACAAUAAUAAUAACAGUGAUAAUGAACUCGAGGAAUCUUCAAGGACCCAUUGGCAAAGCUGUGGAAGAGUAGUUCUUAAUGAUGCAAAUGAGGGUCUAUCCUGUCUGCCUCACAUCUCUAGGACCAAAAAGCAUAAACUGAUUCACUGUGAUCCUCAUUCAGAAUUUGAAAAUGAAAACCAAUUCACCUGGAAUUCUAGUCCUUAUAUAGUAGGGGGUCACAGUGACUAUGGGAAGGAUGUCAGUGUAAUUUUGAAUAGCAACAGUAUCAAUACAGCCAGCAGUGCUCCUGGAUGUGGAAACCAAAGUUAUAAGAGAUGUCCUCCAAAGUCAUCUCUGAGUGGACAUUCUAGCCCUUUGGACACAUCCCUUAGCAGCAUGCCCAGUUUGAGAAGCAUUUGUUCAAGUCAUGGGCCCAAUGGUAACAGCAGUAGUAAUUUGCUCUACUUUUGUAAAAGAGAAGACAGCUCAGUUGAAAGGCACAAACAGAAACACAAAAGGCACAAUUGCCUCUACUGGUCUGGUGAAGUAACAAAGAGCAACUGCCUACAGUCAGAAACACAGAGAGACAGGAACUGUAAAUUGUGGGAGUCAUUUAAGAAUAAAAAAUACUCCAAGCAUAGACAUUGUCACUGCCGAGAAAGGUAUAAAUGGGGUAAAAAUCAACAAUUUUCAGGGCCAAAAUCCACGAGAAUCAUUCAUUGUGAGUCUGGCUCACAGGUUUCCUGUGCUGAAGACAGUGAAAACCCAACUAAUUGCCAGGGACUUCAGCACAAUAGACUUGGAUCUUACUCAAGAGAGAGAAUUUGUUGUUUAAAUAAAAACAAGAGGAGUCAAGAGUCUUUGGACAGCCCUCACAUUUGUGGUCUGGGAAAAGUGAAGCGUGGCCAGUGUAACUCGGGGACUGUCAGCUGCCUUCUAAGAAACUGUUCCAGUGGCCCUUCAGAAACCACAGAGUUGAACAUUAGAGAAGGAGAAAGGAGCCCCCUGACAGCCAAAAGCCUUUUAGAAAGAGUACAGACCAAGAGGUUUCAGGAACAAUCAACAAACUUUGAAGUUUCUUCAAACAGCUAUAAAAAUGAAUCACAGGCUCAUUCAGAAAUCCAGUGCACAAUUCAACUCGUGUCACCCGGCAGUAACAGACCGAUAUCGCCUUUGUCUGAAAAAAGACAAUACACAAGAAAAAGAAGAAAUGAAGAAGGCAAUGCAGUACAAAGGACUAGCGAGAAAGACAAAGUCAAAGGUUCACAGACAAAUGAUUUUACUGUUUUCGAAGACACUGAUUGUGAUAACCAUCUAACUCGAGGUAUAAUUCAUGUGGUAGCAGAUUCUCAGUCACCAAACAGAAAGAAGAACCCCACAACAAAAGAACAAUCACACUCUUUAAUUAGUGAAGUCCAACCUUUUAUUCCAAACUGUGACCCAGUACCAAAUGAUUUCCCUGGUGCUUUUCUGUCUAGUAGAUAUACUGGUAUAACUGAUUCAAUGGAGACCAAAGAGGACCAAAUAAAUCUAGACGUACAGGAUGUAAGCAUGCAUAUGAAUCAUGUAGAGGGGAACAUAAACACUUACUAUGACAGAACUAUGCAGAAACAUGACAGAUUGGAAGAUGAAUUAGAAGAGUGUCAUAAAUCUCUCUCUCCCCCUUUAAUUCAACAGCCCAUUACAUUUUCUCCUGAUGAAAUAGAUAAAUAUAAGCUUCUACAGCUGCAAGCCCAGCAGCAUAUGCAGAAACAGCUCCUGUCAAAGCAUCUUCGAGUUUUGCCUGCUCCUGGGCCCAAUGCCUUCUCUCCGGCCUCGGCUGUACAGACGGUUCCAGUCCACCAGCACGCUUCCAUCACCACCAUCCACCACACGUUCCUCCAGCAUUUCGCUGUUUCUGCGUCCAUAAGUUCCCACAGCGGUCACCUCCCUAUAGCUCAUCUGCAUCCUCUUUCACAGCCACACUUUACUCCUAUCUCAUUCUCAACUCUGGCUCCAACCAUUAUCCCCCCACACCCCACUUUCUUAGCAGGUCACCCCCUGCAUUUAGUCACAGCUGCCCCCUUUCACCCAUCUCACAUAGCACUUCAGCCCCUGCCCCCUGCAGCAUUUAUCCCCACGUUGUUUGGCCCCCACUUAAAUCCAGCCACAACUUCAAUCAUCCACUUGAAUCCUUUGAUCCAACCAGUGUUCCAAGGUCAAGAUCUUUGCCAUCAUUCUUGCUCCAGCUAG
Molecule: messenger RNA, 3939 nt
Organism: Marmota monax (woodchuck)
Lineage: Eukaryota; Metazoa; Chordata; Mammalia; Rodentia; Sciuridae
Gene: Znf804b
Product: zinc finger protein 804B
Exons: 4
Coding region: 1-3939 (1312 amino acids)
Cellular component (GO): nucleus
Source: RefSeq, a predicted model, not a curated record